Messenger RNA from Cylas formicarius (sweet potato weevil), 3281 nucleotides. It is a transcript of the gene PolI, whose product is annotated as DNA polymerase iota. Gene Ontology annotation, molecular function: DNA-directed DNA polymerase activity; damaged DNA binding. Gene Ontology annotation, biological process: translesion synthesis. Lineage: Eukaryota; Metazoa; Arthropoda; Insecta; Coleoptera; Brentidae. The transcript has 2 exons. The record is from RefSeq and is a predicted model, not a curated record. Bases 99 to 1748 code for a protein of 549 amino acids.
UAUUUUACUAUCUGUGAUUAUAUGCAUUUCUUUAGUUGAUCUCUGUUUUUGGUUUACAAAGUCGUCAAAGUCAAAAAAUUAAAAAAUAAGAUAAAAAGAUGAAUAAUGUGAAUGACCACUUACGCACUAUAAUCCAUGUUGACAUAGAUUGCUUUUAUGCCCAAGUUGAAAUGAUUAAAAAUCCAUCUCUAAUGAAUCUACCUCUAGGAAUACAACAAAAAAAUAUUGUAGUCACAAGUAACUAUGUUGCAAGGCAAUAUGGUGUACAAAAGUGCAUGAAAAUUAGUGAUGCAAGGAAAAUAUGUUCUGAUCUAGUGUUGGUUAAUGGAGAAGAUCUUCACGAUUAUAGGCAGAUGUCGUACAAUGUUACAGCUUGUCUACGUAACUACUCAGAUUUAGUUGAAAGGCUUGGAUUGGAUGAGAAUUUCUUAGAUAUUACUCACUUAGUAAAAGAAAAAUUGCAUAGCAAUGGUUCAAUAAAUUCAUUUGGCAAUGUUUUUGGUGACACAAGCAUGUUAUGUGAUUGUGGCUGCACAGAGCGACUUAAGCUAGGAUCUCAGAUUGCACAGGAAAUAAGAGAUAGGUUAAGAAAUGAAUUAGGUUUAACCACUUGUGCUGGUAUUGCACAUAAUAAACUAAUUGCAAAAAUUGCUUGUAGUAAAAAUAAACCAAACAAACAAACAAUUGUAUUCCCUAAUUGUGCAUAUGAGUUAUUACUUAGCCUAGAGUCUGUUGCAAAUAUACCAUGGCUUGGUCAUGUCACCGCCCAACUAUUAGCCCAACAUAAUAUAACAAAAGUGGAAGAAUUGCAAAAUACCAGCAUUGACUUAUUAAAAACAAUUCUUGGGUGUGAUAGGGCCAAAUUUGUACGAGAUUUAAGUUUGGGCAAUGAUCUAUCUCCUGUUAAAAUAAGUGGAAAGCCGCAGAGUAUUGGAAUAGAAGAUAGUUGCAAAGCAAUUUCAAUUGAGAAGGAAAUAGAGGAAAAAUUGAGACAGUUGUUGAAUAGGCUAUUAGUACUAGUCGCUGAAGAUGGCCGAAUACCAAAAACUCUUAAAAUAACAGUGCGGAAAUAUGACAAACAUAAUUCUCAUUUAAGUGGUAGAGAAUCCAGGCAGUGCAACAUUAGUACAUCACUAUUCAAUAACUUAAAAAUGACAGAAGUUAAUAAAAAUAAGCUCAUAAGUAUUAUUAUGAUUCUCUUUAAAAAAAUUGUUGAUACAAAGAAGACAUUUCACAUUACUCUAUUGGGAUUAUCAUUUACCAAAUUUGUUGAAAAACCUAAUACCAAUAUUCUAAAAAAAUUUUUGUCUAGAAACAUUGAAGUUCAAUCUGUUACAGAUUUUGCAAACACUCGGGAAGAGUGUUGCACUCCUACAAAAGUAGCGUCAACUUCAUAUGUACUAGAUAGUCCAGAAUUUGAACUUGGACCAAUUCCCAAACGAGGCAAGUUUCAAAAACUUGGUACCAAGAGAAAUUUGACUAAUGAUUUGGAUGAUAUUGAAGCACCAUCAAAGCUAAAGGUAGCUGAAUUGAGAUUAAACUCGAGUGAUAGUUUGCCUGAUACAAAUCAUAAUAUUUCAUGCCCUCCAAAUGUUAAUGAAGAGGUAUUUAGAGAACUACCAAGAGAAGUUCAAGUGGAGUUAUGGGAAAACUACCGCCAAACUAAAGAUAGGGACAAACAAUUAAUUAGCCGUCUCGGUAAACGAACCAAGACUAACAGCAUACUUCACUACAUGAUCCAUAAAUGACAUUCCCAUUUGCUGCUGGCAUGUAUUUUUUCAAAUGUUUAAAUAUAUAUUUUUUUACCAUCUCUAUUUAUUUCAAGAAAAUAUUUUUAUAGGUGUAUGUAUAGAGGGUUAUUUCAUGGGUGAAGCUGGGUAAAAAUAUGCUUCGAACUUCUGCAAACUUGUCGAAAAUUAAACAGGAUUAUUCCGAUUCAUUCCUUGGAACAUACUCGCGUCCUAUGUUUCAAUGGAAUGAUUUUGGAUUUUUUUGUCGCAACUAUUUCACUCGCAAGUGCGCCGUUUCAUGUUUACAGAAAUUCUUGAUUUUGUCAUUUUAAGGUAGAUUUUGAAUCUAUAAAAACUCUUCGUCACGUCUCUUUUUUAAAGAUUUUCCCAAUAAGUCUGUCAUAUAAAGAUAUAAAGAUUUCUUGGAGGAAUCGUAUGCAAAUAUUUAUAAACCAUUUUUCUUAAAUUUCCAAAAUGUAAGCUUGCCGAGUAAACAAGCAAAAACUAAUCAAAUGACGAAAAACUAAAUAAAAACAUUUUUGUUAAGUAUCUCCAAUCUAAUAAUUAGAAACGCCGUUUUAAAAAAAAAUCCUUGAAAAUAAAAAUUUAUUCGAAGCUUACAGUGGAUGGAUUUCCGUUCACGUAUGUUACGGGAGAUCAAUAUUCAGCCGCACCUAGACCUACCCGUUCAUACCGCGUUUGCUUUAAAUUAUACAGAAUAAUGUAAGAGGAGGUGGCUCCCCUUGCAUAUCAUUUCAUUUUUAGAUUCUACGAUUGUAUUUCGCGCUUUUUCUAUUGUUACCGUGUUCCCGAGUUCACAGAAGGCUUUGGCGUUUGACAAGAAGGAGUCUUCUGUCUUGAUUGAUUGAUUAUUGACUUUGAAAAAAUAUAGUUGGAAAGAAACUAAAGCGAAAUGAAAAUGAUGUUUUACAAAGUUCAUGUGUGAAACUUAAUUUUCAUUUUAAAGACCGUAAGAGAUGGGUACAGGGACACUUGAAUAUAUUGAGUUAGUUUAAAGCACAGCAAUCUUAAGAUUUCUUCAAGCAUCAAGGAAAUUAUUUAUAAUUUAAGUAUAGGGAAACCUGAACAAAAUCUACUACUACAGGGAGUAACGUUUAAACUAAGCAAGAUGUUGCCACAUUUAUAUAGAAGCGGCCACACUGCACACUUGAAAAUAUGUUAGAUCACCCUGUAUAAUUUGAAGUAAAUCCGUUCGUCAGAUACUUCUAAUAUGUUUCGCAGUGUGAUUAAAUGCGAACUAUUGUUCACAGUGACCCUCUCUUUAAUACCCAUUUUUUUACAAUGCCUGUAAAUCAUAUAUUGAGUAAUUUUUAUAUAUUUUGGGUCCGUAACCCUUCUGGUAAGAUAAUUUAGUGUGGGACGUCAUUAAUCCGAAUUCGCGAUAGUCCGAAAUAAUUUCGUUGCUCGAUCAUCCAAAAUAGUAUUGCGUCAUACGUUGUAGGAUUGGGUAGGUAUACGUAUAAGGAAUCGAAGAAAUUGCUGAAUGUGAAUUCUCAUCAACAAUACAUCUGACCCAAGACGAGCAACCAA